AUGCCUUUCAAAAACCAUGGUCGCCAGUAUGACCUGGUAGUAUUCGGGGCUACCGGUUAUACGGGGAAGUACACGACAGAGCACAUCACCACGAACUUGCCCACAGACCUAAAGUGGGCCAUCGCUGGCCGUUCCCAUGGAAAGCUCGAGAAGCUCGCUUCCGAACUCAAGCCAUUGCACCCAGACCGGCGUCAGCCUGACAUCGAGGUGUGUGACCUCAACGACGAGGACCUAAGUUCAUUGGCCAAGAAAACCUUCAUCUUGAUCGCUACUGUUGGCCCAUACGGAAAAUAUGGAGAGCAUGCCUUCAAGGCGUGUGCCGAGAAUGGCACGCACUACUUCGACGUCACUGGCGAGGUGCCCUACGUAGCGAGAAUGAUCAAGAAAUACGAUCACGUCGCCAAGCAGUCGGGCAGCCUGAUGUUUCCACAGAUAGGUGUUGAAUCUACCCCUGCGGAUCUCAUUGCGUGGUCCUUAGCCAAGCACAUCCGGGUGAAUCUUGGCGGGGCGAAGACCGGCGAGACUGUCAUGUCGGUUCAUAACCUCAAGUCUGCUCCUUCCGGAGGUACUUUGGCCACCGUCCUUGACUUCUUCGACAUGUUCAGCUUGAAGGAGAUUGCCGCAGCCUUGGCACCCUUCGCUUUGUCGCCAGUCCCCAAUACGCAGUCUCAAUCUCAAGCACCCUCGCUGUGGUCAAGGCUCACAGGUUUGCGGACUGUUCCCGAAUUGGGUCUGCAGACGACAUUUAUUGGCGCUGAUACCGACCGAGCCAUCGUGCACCGCACUUGGGGUCUCUUCUCGCAGGCUGCCUCCAGGAAAGACGAGUUUUACGGCCCAAAUUUCAGUUUCUCCGAGCACAUGAAGGUGCGGAACUGGUUGUGGGGCGUCCUGAUACAUUGGGGCAUCACCAUGUCUGCCCUUGUCUUCGUCACUGUGCCGCCCAUCCGAAAACUGGUGAAGAGGUUCGUGUACAAACAGGGCCAGGGACCAGAGAUAGAGCAAGCAAAGAAAGACGAGAUCGAGUAUCGAGGGGUAGGGAUACCGGAUGGUGACAACGGUGCUGGGAAGUUGGCGUACUCCCGGGUCUUGUUUCACGGUAGCAUGUAUGCUUUGACCGGUAUCUUCUUGGCUGAGGCAGCUCUCACGGUCCUCGAAAAUGAUCUUGGUCUAGAUGGCGGCGUCCUCACGCCUGCUUGUCUUGGUCAAGGCUUUGUCGACAGGCUUGGUGCCUCGGGAUUCCGGAUCGAGUCGACGACGCUGUCAAGGUGA
Molecule: messenger RNA, 1269 nt
Organism: Cryphonectria parasitica EP155
Lineage: Eukaryota; Fungi; Ascomycota; Sordariomycetes; Diaporthales; Cryphonectriaceae
Exons: 6
Coding region: 1-1269 (422 amino acids)
Biological process (GO): glycolipid biosynthetic process
Cellular component (GO): lipid droplet; plasma membrane; mitochondrion
Source: RefSeq, a predicted model, not a curated record